Messenger RNA from Enterobius vermicularis (human pinworm), 741 nucleotides. NCBI's taxonomy places the organism in Eukaryota, Metazoa, Nematoda, Chromadorea, Rhabditida, Oxyuridae. The record is from the annotation of a GenBank genome assembly.
AUGGAUUACUAUGAUUGUCAGCAUUUUGCGACUGAAUUUUUCCUACGAUUCGUUAUACUGAUUAAGGCCGAUAACGAAGAACAGACUAUAACUGAUAUUGUUGAAGAUUCCGGCCCUUGCAUCAACGGCACAAAAACACUAAACGAAGCUGACUGCACCUUAUACUUUGAAUGCGUUAACGGGAAAAAGGAGAUACGGUUAUGUAACGCUGGAACUUUUUUCAACCCAAUGGAACAAAGUUGUCAAGCCAAUUACGUUUGCCCAAAUAGACCACUUCAGCAAGAAGAAAUUUCAAGGAUUACUGUACUACCAGAACUUGAAUGCCAUGACGGAGAACUUCGGACUGACCCAGAAAAUUGUAGAGCCUACUACGAAUGCGCAAGAGUGAAUGGGCAAAGAAAACUUAUCAAAAAAUUAUGUCCGGAAGCAUAUUCCUUUAGUUUAAACAUGAAGCGCUGUGUACCGGGCAUAUGCUUUGGAGCUGCUCACUUUGCGCCCGCAUCAAAAACGGUACCAUCAAAACCGACGAUACCACCCCGUAGUAAUGCAACGCCGUGCGAAGAAAGCAGUGGAAUCACUGGCUUCCGAGCAGAUAACCUGGAUGCUCGGCGAUAUUAUCAGUGUGCGCAAGGACGAUGGAUACAUAUGGACUGCCCAGUUGGUUUGCACUGGAACCCAAGAGCGUUAGUGUGUGACUGGCCAAAGAAAACUGUAUGCGAUACAAAGACUAGAUGUUCAUAA